This is a messenger RNA of Condylura cristata (star-nosed mole), 2575 nucleotides long. It is a transcript of the gene TMPRSS7, whose product is annotated as transmembrane protease, serine 7. Gene Ontology annotation, molecular function: protein binding; serine-type endopeptidase activity. Gene Ontology annotation, biological process: proteolysis. The coding region runs from base 31 to 2520 and encodes 829 amino acids. The transcript is spliced from 18 exons. Gene Ontology annotation, cellular component: plasma membrane. The record is from RefSeq and is a predicted model, not a curated record. NCBI's taxonomy places the organism in Eukaryota, Metazoa, Chordata, Mammalia, Eulipotyphla, Talpidae.
UCUGGAUGGUCACACACAGAACACCUAAAAAUGGACCAAGAAAACAGUGAUGCUUCACCCAAACCCUCUGGUGUGGAUAUAUCCAACAUUUCAGUUCAGGUGGUCAGUGCCCAAGGGAAGCUACCAGGGAGGCGACCACCGCGAAGGCCCAUCAGCAAAGUCAGACCCAAGAAACAACCCAAGAAGAAAACUCCUUUUUGGAAUGUCCAAAACAAAAUCAUUCUCUUCACGGUAUUUUUAUUUGUCCUAGCAGUCAUCGCCUGGACACUUCUGUGGCUCUACAUCAGUAAGACAGAAAGCAGAGAUGCCUUUUACUUUGUUGGAAUGUUCCGCAUCACCAACAUUGAGUUUCUUCCUGAACACCAACAGAAGGAGUCCAGGGAAUUCCUGUCAGUGGCCCGGACUGUGCAGCACGUGGUAAACUUGGUUUACACAACUUCUGCCUUCUCCAAAUUUUACAAGCAGUCUGUGGUUGCAGAUGUGAGCAGCAACAACAAAGGUGGACUUCUUAUCCACUUUUGGAUUGUCUUUGUCAUGCCACAUGCCAAGGGCCAUAUCUUCUGUGAGGACUGCGUGGCUGCCAUCUUGAAGGACUCCAUCCAGACAAGUAUCAUAAACCGGACCUCUGUGGGGAGUUUGCAGGGCCUGGCUGUGGAUAUGGACUCUGUGGUACUAAAUGCUGGACUUCGGUCAGACUAUUCUUCAACCAUAGGACCUGACAGAGGUUGUUCUCAGCACUUCUCUGCUGAUCAGCCUUCUCUCCGCUACCCUCUGGAGGUCUCUGCAACCUCAGGGAGGCUGAUGUGUCACUUCAAGCUGGUGGCCGUCGUGGGCUAUCUGAUCCGUCUCUCCAUUGAGUCCAUCCAGAUGGAAGCUGACAACUGUGUCACUGACUCCUUGACCAUUUACGAUUCCCUCUUGCCCAUCCGGAGCACUGUCUUAUAUAGAAUUUGUGAACCCACCAGAACAUUGAUGUCAUUUGUUUCCACCAAUAAUCUCAUGUUGGUGACAUUGAAGUCUCCGCAGAUAUGGAGACUCUCAGGAAUCCGGGCAUAUUUUGAAGUCAUCCCAGAACAAAAGUGUGAAAACACAGUGUUGGUCAAAGAAAUUACUGGCUUUGAGGGAAAAAUUUCAAGCCCAUAUUACCCAAGCUACUACCCUCCAAAGUGCAAGUGUACCUGGAAAUUUCAGACUCCCCUGUCAACUUUUGGUGUGGCACUAAAAUUCCAUAAUUAUUCAAUAACCAAGAAGAGUGUGAAAGGCUGUGACCAUGGAUGGUGGGAAAUUAAUGAACACAUGUACUGCGGCUCCUACAUGGAUCACCAGACGAUUUUCCGAGUGCCCAGCCCUGUGGUCCACAUUCAGUUUCAGUGCAGCUCAAAGCUUUCAGACAAACCACUUCUGGUGGAAUACGGCAGUUACAACAUCAGCCAACCCUGUCCCGUCGGAACCUUCAGAUGCAACUCUGGCUUGUGCGUCCCUCAAGCCCAACGGUGUGAUGGAGCAAAUGACUGUUUUGAUGAAAGUGAUGAACUUUUCUGUGUGACCCAUAAACCUGCCUGCAAUGCCAGCAACUUCAGACAGCAUAGCCCUCUGGUCUGUGACGGCUUCCGGGAUUGUGAGGAUGGCAGGGAUGAGCAGAACUGCACCGAGAGCAUUCCCUGCAACAACAGAACUUUUAAGUGUGGCAAUGAGAUUUGCUUCAGGAAGCAAAAUGCACAGUGUGACGGGAUUGUGGACUGUUCAGAUGGAAGUGAUGAAGAAGACUGCAGCUGCAGCGGGAGUUCCUCCACCCUCCACCGCAUUGUUGGGGGCACAGACACCCAGGAGGGGGGGUGGCCAUGGCAAGCCAGCCUCCACUUUGUGGGAUCUGCCUACUGUGGAGCUUCGGUCAUCUCCAGGGAGUGGCUUCUCUCCGCAGCCCACUGUUUCCAUGGAAACAGGCUGUCAGACCCCACUCCGUGGACUGCUCACCUUGGGAUGUAUGUGCAGGGCUAUUCCAAGUUCGUCUCCCCAUUGAGAAGGAUUGUUGUCCAUGAGUACUAUAACAGCCAGACCUUUGACUAUGACAUUGCCUUGCUACAGCUCAGUGUCGCCUGGCCUGAGACUCUGAAACAGCUCAUUCGGCCAAUAUGCAUUCCUCCUGCUGGCCAGAAAGUGCACAGUGGGGAGAAGUGCUGGGUGACCGGCUGGGGGCGAAGGCACGAAGCAGAUAACAAAGGCUCUCCUGUUCUGCAGCAGGCAGAGGUGGAGCUCAUGGACCAAACACUGUGUGUGUCCACCUAUGGCAUCAUCACUUCGAGGAUGCUCUGUGCAGGGGUCAUGUCAGGCCAGAGGGACGCGUGCAGAGGAGAUUCUGGUGGACCUUUAUCUUGUCGAAGAAAAAGUGAUGGAAGAUGGAUUUUGACUGGUAUUGUUAGCUGGGGACAUGGAUGUGGAAGACCACACUUUCCUGGUGUUUACACAAGGGUGUCAAACUUUGUUCCCUGGAUCCAUAAAUACGUCCCUUCUCUCUUGUGAUCAUGCAAGUUGGACUUUUGAUUAUAUUUUAUCUGUUAGAGACUUUUUAAAAGAA